Archocentrus centrarchus (flier cichlid) is the source of this 3939-nucleotide messenger RNA. RefSeq names its product jagged canonical Notch ligand 2b (gene jag2b). The coding region runs from base 45 to 3809 and encodes 1254 amino acids. Gene Ontology annotation, molecular function: Notch binding; calcium ion binding. The transcript is spliced from 26 exons. Gene Ontology annotation, biological process: multicellular organism development; Notch signaling pathway; cell communication. The record is from RefSeq and is a predicted model, not a curated record. Gene Ontology annotation, cellular component: membrane. NCBI's taxonomy places the organism in Eukaryota, Metazoa, Chordata, Actinopteri, Cichliformes, Cichlidae.
UCUCCCCCCCCCCCUCCCCAAUAUCACUCUAAUUAGUCGGAGGCAUGUGGAAUCUCACCAGGAUUAGGAAUUGCUUCCCAAUAGUGUGCCUGCUGUUGACGUUAUGGACGGAGGUGUCCCAGUCAACCGGCUAUUUCGAGCUGCAGCUGAUCUCAGUGGAGAACGUAAACGGCGAGCUGGCGAGCGGCGAGUGCUGUGACGGUCCCCGGAGCUCCCAGGACCUGCGCUGCACUCGAGACGAGUGCGACACUUACUUCAAAGUGUGCCUGAAGGAAUAUCAGAUGGAGGUCACCACCAGCGGCUCCUGCACGUUCGGAGCUGGAUCUACACAAGUUCUCGGUGGAAAUAUGUUUUCUUUUAAGGGCGCCAACAAUAACCCCAAUAAAAUCACCGACGCUGGCAAGAUUGUGAUCCCCUUCCAGUUUGCUUGGCCGCGGAGCUACACGUUGAUUGUAGAGGCCUGGGACUGGGACAACAUUACACGCAACACUGAGGAGGAGCUGCUGAUUGAGCGCAGCAUCCACACUGGUAUGAUCAACCCCGGUGACCCCUGGCAGACUGUCCUUCACGAUGGGCCGGUGGCUCGCAUCAUUUAUCGCAUCCGGGUGAGGUGUGACGAAAACUACUACAGCAGCACAUGCACCAUACAGUGCUCUCCUCGUGACGACUACUUUGGCCACUACCACUGUCGACCUUCGGGGACCCGCGUGUGCCUGGAUGGCUGGAUGGGCAAGGACUGCACAACAGCGAUCUGCAAGCAAGGUUGCAACCUGUUACAUGGCAGCUGCUCUGUCCCAGGCGAAUGCAAGUGCAGAUAUGGCUGGAGGGGCCAGUUUUGUGACGAAUGUGAGCUUCAUCCUGGAUGUGUCCACGGGACUUGUGACCUUCCCUGGCAGUGCAACUGUAAAAAGAACUGGGGUGGACUGAUGUGUGAUAAAGAUCUGAAUUACUGCGGUCGCCACCAGCCUUGUGUCAACGGAGGAACUUGUAUGAACACCCAGCCAGAUGAGUACCACUGCACCUGUCCACAGGGCUACUCUGGGAAGAACUGUGAGAUAGCUGAGCACGCCUGUGUUUCCGGUCCUUGUGCGAACGGUGGUACAUGCCACGAGGUUCCAACAGGGUUUGAGUGCCAGUGUCCUCCAGGCUGGGAGGGUCCAACCUGUGUCAACAAUUUGGAUGACUGUGCUUCCAGCCCAUGUUCUAACGGUGGAACCUGUAAUGACCUGGAGGAUGAUUUUGAGUGUGUGUGUCCCCCUCAGUGGGAGGGAAAAACCUGCCAGAUAGAUGCAAAUGAGUGUGCAGGACAGCCCUGUGUGAACGCUUACUCUUGCAAAAAUUUGAUUGGCGGAUAUCACUGCAGGUGUUUUCGGGGAUGGUCCGGACAAAACUGUGACAUCAAUGUCAAUGGCUGCCAUGGUCAGUGCAAGAAUGGAGCAACUUGCAAGGAGGGGCUGAGCGGUUACCACUGCCUGUGCCCUCCAGGGUUCGUGGGCACUCACUGUGAAAUCCAGAGGAAUAAAUGUGACAGCAGGCCGUGCCAGAACGGUGGCCGGUGCCACGUUGUGUUGGACAGCUUUGUGUGUGAAUGCCCACCGGAGUUCGCUGGACAGCUGUGUGAGAUUCCCAGCUGGUCCAUCGCCGAUACCUGUGAUCCAAACCCGUGUGAGAACGAGGCCAAGUGCCACAGCAUGGACCAGGACUUCUACUGUGCGUGUCCCGAAGGCUACGAAGGAAAGAGGUGUGAACAGCUCAAAGAGGACUGCCAGACCACUCCAUGUCAAGUUAUUGACAGCUGCACUAUUGCUGUAGCAACCAACGAUUCAGAUGGCAUACAGCGCAUUUCCUCCAAUGUCUGCGGUGCACGAGGACGCUGCAUCAGCCAGCCAGCUGGAAACUUCACCUGCGUCUGUGAUCCGGGUUUCAAUGGCAUCUACUGUCAUGAGAAUAUUAACGACUGCAUAGGCAACCCAUGUAGAAAUGGAGGAACCUGCAUUGACAGAGUGAACUCAUUUCAGUGCGUUUGUCCUGAUGGCUGGGAGGGCCAGCUCUGCGACCUCAAUGUCAACGAGUGCAGACGCAACCCGUGCAAGAACGGCGGCAGCUGCGUCGAUCUGGUGAACGACUUCUACUGCGAGUGUGCCGAUAACUGGAAGGGCAAAACCUGCCAUUCCCGUGAGAAUCAGUGUGAUGAAACCACCUGCAGUAACGGGGGCACCUGCUAUGACCACGGUGAUGCCUUUCGCUGUGCGUGCCUACCUGGGUGGGGAGGAAACACCUGCAGCACAGCUAAGAACAGCACAUGCGCCUCCAAUCCUUGUUCUAAUGGUGGGACUUGUGUGGGUGGAGGAGAUGUCUUCACAUGCAUUUGUAAAGAGGGCUGGGAGGGCCCCACCUGUGGACAGAACACAAAUGACUGCGAUCCUCAUCCCUGUUACAACGGUGGGAUCUGUGUGGACGGCGUCAACUGGUUUCGAUGUGAGUGUGCCCCCGGGUUUGCUGGACCAGACUGCAGAAUCAACAUAAACGAGUGCCAGUCUUCACCCUGUGCCUAUGGAGCCACCUGCGUGGAUGAGAUCAACGGUUUCCGAUGCAUCUGUCCGGUUGGGAGAAGGGGAGCCAGAUGCCAAGAGUUCAUCGGCAUUGGAAAGACUUGCCACUACGCUGGGCUGCAGUUUCCACAUGGCAGCCACUGGGAGGAGGAGUGCAACAACUGCCAUUGCAUCAAUGGCAAGGUGGACUGUACAAAGGUGCUGUGUGGUCGCCGUCCAUGCCGGUUCGAGUCAUCAGGCCACAACCAGAGACAGCAGUCCUGCCCAGCUGGACGGGAGUGUCUGGAGCAUAGCUACUUCACCUGCUUCUCCCCCCCUUGUCAUCAGUGGGGGGUUUGUUCAGUGGUUGGACCUCCACCUCCACAAGCAGCCACCAAGUGCCAGCCAAACAGCGGCCAUUUGGACAACAGCUGCGGCCGCAUAACACUUGUUUUCAACAGAGACAAAGUACCGCCGGGAACGACAGUGGAGAAUAUCUGUUUUGAGCUCAGAUAUCUUCCUGACAUCAGACACUUGGCAAGAGACCACGCCCUCCUCCUGCUCUGUGACCUCUCUCAUUCAAAUCGGGAUGCUGUAGAGGUGGCUAUAUCUUUCCAUCCAGAGGAUCUACUGGACCACAGUCUGAUCCAAGAGACAGCCAGUGCUAUUGUGGGCACCUUGUCUAAGUGGCACAACAGCACGAUAAUGCUGGCAGUCACUGAGGUCAAAGUGGAGACACAGGUCAUGCCUCCUUCAGUGGAUUACCUGGUGCCUCUAUUAUGCGUCGCCUUCUGUUUGCUCUGCCUCUUCUGCAUCAUUGUAUGUGUUUGGUGGACACGCAAACGGAGAAAAGAGCGUGAGAGGACCUCACGAUCAGUCGCUGACGACAGCGUCAACAACCAGUGGGAGCCCCUGCGGCUCGUUGUGGGACGUCAGCAGGAGCAGCAGCAGCUGAAAGAAAGCAACAAGGAGGCUGAGCAGGAGCGCAAAAAGCUUAUGGGCCCCUCCUGUCGGACGUGUGAUGAGGAGGAGGAGGAAGAGACGGAAGGCGAGCUUGAGGAGGAGUGCGGUGGAGCAGAGGCGGGAAAGCAGCUAGUUUAUAAGUACUCUAAGGCUGCAGUGCAGUCCAGUGGGGGAACGAUCUGCACCCUGCACAGCUCCAGUUCACCCCUCAAAGCCCCUCACCGGACCCCAGGCUACAGUUCCAAAGACAACCGCUGGAAAAAUGUUAGUGCGGUCCUGACUGGUCAGAAAGACCUCAGAGACCACUGUGUAUGAGAGAUAUAUAAACAAACGUGGAAGCAAGAGAAGCUGCAUGGCAGUGACUAUUUUUAGUUUGGACUAUUUUUGGAAAGCGAGAGGCUUAGUUUAUAUAAGCCAUUGUUUGCUUCAUUUUUAUGUUGUUGUC